AUGGAGAUGAGGAUGAUGAGGUCUCCAUUUCGUGCUGUCAUCCAUUUGGGGUUUCCCAUGGUGCAGGUUCAGAUCAUGCAAGACCACAACCCCGAUCUCAACGCCCCUCCGCUGCCUCCGCCGCCUCCCCACCAGCGGCGCCCGAGGGUCCGCGAGGUCAGUUCGCGAUUCAUGUCCCCCGCCGUGCAGCGCCGCCCUCGUACGGAGCCCGAUCCCGCCGCCGACGAGAAUUCCGAAACCCCAUUUCCAACGGGAUGUUCCAUCUCUCAGAGAAAACAACAACAGCGUUCGAUGAAGAUUUUCAAAGAGAACAACAACGGACACGAACAGGUUUCGCCACACCCUUCAAAAUCGUGUUCUGGCAGAAUCGGCAGUGGCAAUUGCACACCUUGUGUUUCUAGGCCAGGCACUCCCACUCCCUCGGUUUACGUAUCUUCGAGGUAUAGACUCUCACAACAACACCAUCUCCAUAGCAACCAUCACCAUCACAGGUUUGUAAAUGUCAUGGCCUCUGCUGCUGAGAAAUUGAUGCAAGCCAGUGGGUUGAAUCAGGCCAAGCCUAAUGCUGCUUGCUCCAGUGAUGAUUCUGGAGUGAACUGCAGUGUUCAGUCACUUCCUGAAUUGGGGGAUAGGGAUAUGUUACUUCAGUCCAAUUUGUCGGUGGGUGAGAAAAUUGGGGGUGGCAAUUGUGGGGACUUGAAGUUUCGCCACCCUUCGCCUUUGUCGCGGUCGGUUAAUUUGCCUUCUUCUGGAAAUGAGAUGCAGCCUCCUUCUUCAGUCUUGAAGCAGCAUGGGAAUGGAAAUCAGUUAGCUAAGUCAGGGGGGCUUAGUUUGCCACCUGUUCCUCCUCAGUGUGUAAAGCCAGCGGUGGAUGUGAGGAGAGGGAAGAAAGGGUCUGGUCAUCAGGAAGAUGUGCAUUCCCUUAGAUUGUUGUAUAAUCGUUAUUUACAAUGGAGAUUUGCCAAUGCCAAAGCGCACUCUGCGAUGAAAGCUCAGCAAGCAGAAAGCCAGAGAUUAUUAUAUUCCCAAGCAAUGAAAAUAUCAGAAAUGCGUGAUUCUGUAAACAAGAAACGCAUAGAGCUGGAGUUUUUACGGAGAUCAAAGACUUUGUCAACAAUUCUUGAAGCUCAAAUUCCAUAUCUAGAUGAGUGGUCGACUAUGAUGGAAGAGUAUUCGGUCUCUAUUACUGAAGCAAUUCAAGCUUUAGUGAAUGCCUCAGUGCAACUUCCAGUUGGUGGGAAUGUUAGGGUUGAUGUAAGAGAGGUGGUGGAUGCUCUGAAUUCAGCAUCGAGGAUGAUGGAAACAAUGAUUUCCAACAUCCAAAGAUUCGUGCCAAAGGCAGAAGAAAUAGAUAUUUCUAUUUCAGAACUAGCCAGGGUUGCUGGAGGGGAAAGGGCUCUUAUUGGAGAAUGUGGAGAUUUAUUGUCAAAGACAUACAAGUCACAGGUGGAGGAGAGCAGCUUAAGGGGUCAACAAAUCCAAUUGCAUUCAAUUUGCCUUAAGAAUAAGAACAAAGAAUAA
Messenger RNA from Sphenostylis stenocarpa, 1521 nucleotides. The record is from the annotation of a GenBank genome assembly. NCBI's taxonomy places the organism in Eukaryota, Viridiplantae, Streptophyta, Magnoliopsida, Fabales, Fabaceae.